Tachysurus vachellii is the source of this 8607-nucleotide messenger RNA. RefSeq names its product sortilin related VPS10 domain containing receptor 3a (gene sorcs3a). The record is from RefSeq and is a predicted model, not a curated record. The transcript has 27 exons. Lineage: Eukaryota; Metazoa; Chordata; Actinopteri; Siluriformes; Bagridae. Gene Ontology annotation, molecular function: protein binding. Bases 107 to 3778 code for a protein of 1223 amino acids. Gene Ontology annotation, cellular component: membrane.
CUGAAGAGCACUUGCCUAAAAAACCGGGAGGGAGCGCGCGCUGAGCAUCCACGCUCCAAACGGAUCUCAAGCCACGAAAUUCGGUAUCCCAGGCACUGCUUUCACCAUGGACUCGUAUCCUGGCAUGUUCUUGACUCUGUGUACUUGGCUUUUUUGCUCUUUGCGUUUUUGCGCCGUUACCAAAGCGGAGGUAACUUGCGCCUUGUGCCCGUUUCCAGUGCUUGUAAAAACUGGGGACGUCCAAAACAAUCCACGCACUAUCAUUCCCACGGCUGCUGGGAAAUCACUUGUCAGUUUCGCAAGCACGAGAUUGCAACCGGUUCUGGAAGGAGUUCAUGAGUUGGGAAAAGACGCGAGCGCGAACGGCGCACCAAAGUCGAUAGAAGUGGAAGUGGCAGCGCGCUCAACCGGAACGGUCUACAGUGCAAAAACGCCUCCUGAGCAAACUGCACAGGGAAAGCUGGGAUUUGAUAAAGUAGGUAAAAAAGACAGUGCGUUACUGAGGGGUAAAAGGAGCGUGGCGCAACUGGAUGAAUUUGGCGCAAGCACGCGAGGCGGAGAUUCCGCAGAGUCCACGGAUGCGAUGCUGUUUGUGGAUGGACAGAAACUGCGACGCAACCGCGAUGAGGGAAAAGUGACCACCUCCAGAUCGGAGGAACCCAAAGUGAGCAGUAGCACUUUCGCCCUGGCUGGAGACUCCGCUCACAACCACGCUGUGGUUUACUGGACCGGACAAAACAGCAGCGUGAUUCUGAUCCUGACCAAGCUUUAUGACUUCCACUUGGGCAGCGUCACUGAAAGCUCCCUGUGGAGAUCAACAGACUAUGGCACCACCUAUGAGAGAAUGAACGACAAAGUGGGAGUGAAGACAGUCCUGAGUUACCUGUACGUCUGCCCCACCAACCAGAGGAAGGUGAUGGUGUUGACUGACCCAGAGUUCGAAAGCAGCAUCCUUAUAAGUUCUGACGAAGGAGCCAGCUACCAGAAAUACCGUCUCAGUUUCUACGUCCUGAGUCUGCUUUUUCAUCCUUCACAGGAGGACUGGGCUCUGGCCUAUAGCCACGACCAGAAACUGUACAGCUCGUUUGACUUUGGACGGAAGUGGCAUCUCGUUCACGAGCGAGUGACCCCCAACCGCUUCUAUUGGUCUGUAAGUGGUCUGGAUAAGGAAGCCGAUCUGGUGCACAUGGAGGCGUACACUUCUGAUGGACAGUGUCAGUAUAUGGCAUGCCGGGCCCAGGCUUGUUAUGAAUCGAGUAGGACGUUCCCCUUCCCCGGCUACAUCGAGCCGAACUCGCUGGUGGUUCAGGAUGAAUACAUCGUCAUUCAGGUGACUAUGUCUGGGAGAGCUGCUUAUUAUGUGUCUUACCAAAGAGGACCUUUUUUGCGUAUCAAAAUACCUAAAUACUCCCUUCCAAAGGACAUGCACAUCCUAAGUACAGAUCAAGGUCAGGUUUUUGCUGCUGUGCAAGAAUGGAACCAGAACGACACGUACAACCUGUACAUCUCAGAUCCGCAUGGUGUUUACUUCACUCUGGCUUUGGAAAAUGUCAAGACCACACGAGGUCUUGGGGGCAACAGUAUGAUAGACCUGUAUGAGGUUUCAGGAAUCAAAGGGAUGCUGAUUGCUAAUAGAAAAGUGGAGAACCAGGUAAAGACGUACAUCACUUACAACAAGGGUCGAGAAUGGAGGCUGCUGCAGGCGCCCACUACAGACCUGGAUGGGAACGAGAUUUACUGUGUGCAGCCAUUUUGUUCGCUACACCUACAGCUGCAGAUGUCAGAAAACCCUUAUGUCUCUGGAAGUAUUACCACCAAGAACUCUGUGCCAGGAGUUAUCAUUGCUAUAGGAAAUAUGGGCUCUGAGCUUUCCUACAAUAAUGUAGGAAUGUUCAUAUCAUCAGAUGCUGGCAAUACCUGGAGACAGAUAUUUGAUGAGGAGCACAACGUUUGGUUUCUGGAUAAAGCUGGAGCUCUAGUUGCAGUGAAACAGCCUACCGUUCCCACAAGGCAUUUCUGGAUCAGCUUUGAUGAAGGGAGACAGUGGACACAUCAUAUUUUCUCAGCCUUGCCUCUGUUUGUGGAUGGAGUUCUGGUCGAGCCAGGCAUGGAGAAUCAGAUCCUGACGUUUUUUGGACACUUCAGCGAUCGCUCUGAGUGGCAGCUGAUCAAAAUCGACUACAAGUCCCUGUUUACCAAACGCUGCUCCGAAGGAGACUACCAAACGUGGCACUUGCACAAUCAGGGUGAGCCAUGCGUAAUGGGCCAAAAGCAGAUCUUCAUCAAGCGCCGCCCAGGCAACUACUGCAUGAUGGGAAAGGACACCAGGAUCCUAUCAGCUGAGCCUUGUAUCUGUCGAGCACAUGAUUUUGAGUGCGACUAUGGCUAUGAGCGUAGAGGUGAUGGUAACUGCCUCCCUGCAUUCUGGUUCAAUCCUGCCACUGUAUCACGGAGCUGCAGUCAAGGCCAGAACUACUUCAACAGCACAGGUUAUCGCAAAGUAGCAGCGAACAACUGCACCAAAGGGGUGAAAGAGAUGUACACAGCCAGGAAACAGCAGUGUCCCAAUCGCCCCCCUCGAGGACUGCACCUGACAACCCGUGACAGCACCCUCAAAGCAAAUAUGGGCUCCAACGUCACCUUCAUAGUCCAACUGGAAGAGGGAGACUCGAUGAGGACUAAUAUCCAAUUGGACUUCGGGGAUGGGACGGCAGUGUCCUACUCUAACCUUAGCUGGACAGAGGAGGGGAUCAGACAUGUUUACCGCAACACAGGAAUCUACCGGGUCACUGCCAUUGCCGAGAACAGCUUGGGUUCUGAUUCCAGCUCCCUGUACCUGCAUGUGGUGUCUCCUGUUGAACAUAUCCAGUUGCUAGCUCCAUUUGUAGUUAUUAAGAACAAGGAAGUGAAUUUGACUGCAGUGGUCUGGCCCUCUUACUCUCGAACCCUCACCUACUUCUGGUGGCUGGGGAACAACACAGAGCCUAUCAUCACUCUAGAGGGCAGCAUAUCCUAUUUGUUUCCACUGGAGGGGACGUACACGGUAACGGUGCAAGUUUCAUCAUCCAACACCAUUCUUCAAGACACCAAACAAAUCGUUGUUCAAGAAUUCUUUAAAUCGCUGCUUCUAUCUUUUUCUCCGAAUCUGGACGAGGCCAAUCCGGACAUCCCGGAGUGGAGGCAUGACGUAGGCAGGAUAAUUAAAAAGGCUGUGCUUCAAAUAGCUGAUAUUCCUGCUGAGCAGCUGCUGGUGGCUGUUUUCCCUGGACUCCCGACAGCUGCGGAGCUCUUCCUGCUUCCCAGCAAGAACCAGUCUGACAGCAGGAAAGGGAGUGAGGAGGAUCUGGAGAAGAUUUCAGAAAUCCUUGCCAAUGCAUUAAACCAGAACCUGGUAGAAUUUGAAAUGAAACCAGGAUCCAGAGUUAUCGUCUAUAUCACACAGCUAACAUUAGCUCCGCUGGUGGACUCAAUCCCUAGACACAGCAGUUCUGCCAUGCUGAUGCUCCUCUCUGUGGUGUUCUUGGGUUUAGCCGUCUUCCUCAUUUAUAAAUUCAAGAGAAAAAUUCCCUGGAUUAAUAUAUACGCUGAGGUGAACCAAGAGAAAGAGCAGGAGAUGAUCGGCACAGUGGGUCAGAACGACACAACCCCCAAAAUUAAGCUCAGUGAGUUCUCCAGCCCUAAAGAGCUUAUGGAGAAGGAUUUGGAAGUCCGUGUUAAACGUGGAAUGAUCAACGUCUGUGAAAGCACAAGAGAGAUUCCCAACUGUACAAGUGUCUAAAUGACCCAAGACAUGUUGGCAGUGCAGUGUAAUCAAGUGUACAGAAGUGUUGCCAUUUUGAAAGUUCUGUAUGUUCUCCUUCAUUUUGUAAUUUCAGAAACAGUCAUUGUUAAUAGUUUUCUAAGGACCUCGUUUCUACAGAUUUGCAUGGACGUCUUGUUUGAUAAGAUCUAUGAGGAAAACUUAAAUGCAUAAUGAGACCUUUUUAAUGACAUUGCUUGUUUGAGAGAAAAUAAUGAGGCACAGUGGUAAGUUGAGAGCAAACUAGUCUUUUGUCCUUCUCGACGAUAAGAAUAAAAUAAAAAAAUAAAAAAACAAAAAAAAAGUACCUUUGCAAUGUAUUGAUGGCAAAAUACACAUUUCAUAGGAGUUUCAUUGCGUCAGUGACAUCUGUUGCAGAAUCAGAAUGUAUGAAUUAUAGCUGUAACAAUCUUUUUUUUUUUCUUUAUUUUUGUUACAGAAUUUACUGUACAUUCUUUUGAAUGCUGGUCAUUUUAUAGGAGGCAAAUCCAGUUAAAAAAACAAUUAGUCGGCAGGGAAAAGAACCUUUGAUGCUUGUAGCUAGUCAUUAAAAGAAAACAGAAGCAGUGUAGUACUUACUACUUAAACAAAAAGGUUGUGGUGAUGUGAUUAUUUCUUAUAAUAUGAAAAUAUUAUCAACUUUCAACCCAGAAAUUUUAUCUAUUCUAUUUAUUCUACCAUAUUACAUCUCACCGACUGAUAGUGAUUAUAAUUCAUCCUUAUAAUUAGGUUUUUGGCAUAGUUGAAGGCUGAAUCAACAGUAAAACGCACAUUGACAAAUUUCAUGAUUCAUAGUUGGGUCAAGCACAGUCAGAGCAAAACAAAUUUAUACAAGCUAGAAUGCAAAGACACAAACAAAACACUCGAUUAUGUCACUAGAAUCAUAACGGUUAGGACUUCUGAAAGACAGGUUAUUUAAAGGGAGAACGCUAGGUGACAAUAGGUGUUAUUAGUAGUCUUGGGAGAACUAGAACGAGGUAGCUGCUCAUGUGACGGGUCAUUUGGCUGAGUUUAUAUGAGGAUUCUGCGAAAAGACCUUAUUUAAUUGCAGCCUUAAUCAUUUUCAUGCAUUUGUAUUGCAAGAUACUGCUGUAAAUGUUAUAUAAUCGUUAAACCUUUGAUUUAUUACCGAGUGAUUCCAAAAGAAUGAAACCAAUGCUGUAAAAUCUAACAUGUUUUAGAUUCUUUAUUAAGCAAAACAAAACAAAAAACAGCGAACGAAUGGAAAGAAUCAUGCAAACAGCAGCAGUAAUAGAGGUGUAUUUGGGUUAAGUAUCCAAGUUUAUCGCAGCAUCUGUGUUUAAAAUGACUAAUAGUUCAUUUUAAUUUUUUCAUAUUGUCAGGAUUUUUUUUUUUGGCCUCCGAACGCCUUACAAAAACAAUGCCUUAUUGACAUAUUAGGUGUUUUGCCAUCAAAACAUGUACAGUACACUUCAAAACUUCAUUCCUACACAUACAAGCAAAGGAUAUUGUAUAAAGACGUACGAUAAAGUAUUUCUAUCAAAGAUUAUGAGUUUAUUGUUCGUUUGUUUUAUAUCAGAUAUUGUGUCAUGUCUCCCAGGGAACAGCUUUCAACUGUAUCAUAGUCUCGAUAGAGCUCCACAUUUUCAUUUCUCUGUAUAUACAGCGCAUACGCUGUCACUUUCACAUGCUUCUAGUGUAAAUAUAGUGGCAAAGACAAAACAGUGAACCAGAUCACAGUAACAAAAAUGUGUUGAGUUUACUUUUUAUGGAAUCGUUGAUCAUUUUGCCAAUGUCCUUGACAUGUGCAUGUUAUUUACAAGGACAUGAUCUACAGUAUGUGUUGUAGAUAGUAAGCAAGCACUGUAAAUAGUUCUUUUUUUAGUCAUCAGUGUUGGGAUUCAGUUUUGUUUUGGUAUUUUUCUUAUUUUUUUUUUUUUUUACAUAAUACAUAUUUGAUCUUAUGUAUCCUGAUAUUGCCCUGUUGUUUACCUCUUUCACAUAGAAAUACAUUCUGUUUAGCAGAAAUUAUUUGGGAACAUUUGGGGAUAUUUUAAAAUGUAAGAGGAAUAUUACAAUUAUUACUUCUGCUACUGUCACCGUUCUUGUUCACGCGGCUUAUUGCGCCGUAUCCAAUUUUCUAUGAGAAAGAGGUCAUGUUUAAGUAUCAUUUACAGAUGUAUUUACACUAAUAUAAAAUUUUACGAAGUUCUAAAAAAGAAUCAAAUGCUCCAAUACUUCUUUAAGUAGCCAUCAUGUAAUAGGUCAGUUGUUUGCCCUUUGAAUCUAGCACUCACAUUCAUCAUUUACACCAGUCAGUCAUAACAUUGUAUGGUGAAGUGAAAAACAUUGAUUAUAUUAUUACAAUGGUAAUCCAGGGGUGGGAUCUAUGAGGCAAAAUGUGAACAGACAGUUCUUGAAUAGGGAAAAAUGGGCAGGUGUGAGGACCUGAGUGACUUUGACACGGACAAGAUUGGGAUGGCUAGAUGUCUGGGUCAGAGCUUCUCCAAAGCAGAAGUUCUUGUGUGGCGUUCCUAGUAUGCAGUGAUUAGUACCAAAAAAAAGUGGUCCAAGGAAGAACAACUGGUAAACCGGUGACUGUGUCAUAGAUGCCCAAGGUAUACUGAUGUGCAGAGCAAAGGCUAGCCCUGGUUUGAUCCCACAGAUGAGCUUGCAUGAGAGUGCAUCAUAGCAUGCUUGAGUACAUGAGGCAUCAUGAUGCACAAAGGGAAAAAGACAAGCUGGUAGAAGCAGUGUGAUUCUCUCAGCAAUGUUCUGCUGGGAACCCUUAGCUCCUACUAGUCAUGUGAAUGUAAUUUUGACAUGAAUAACCUACAUAAACAUUGGUUCAGACCAAGUAAACUCCUUCAUGGAAGUGGCAUUCCCUAAUGGCAGAGGAUUUAUUCAUUCGGCAGGAUAAUGCUCACUUCCACAGUACUAGAGAAUGCUUUGAAGCAUGGCAGCAAAGAGCCCUCAGUCUGAUUGAAUACAUCUGUUAGAUGUUCUGGACAAAUAAAUACAAUCCAUGGAAGCCCCACCUCGCAACUUAUAGUACUUAAAGGAUCUGCUGCUAACAUCCUGGUGCCAGCUACUGUACCACAGCACACCUUCAAAGGUCUUGCGGAGUCAGAGCUGAUUUGGUGUCCACAAAAUUAGGCAGAUGGUAGUAGUGUUAUGGCUGAUCAGUGUAUAUAUCUUUUUAGUUUCUAUACCACUUUAUGAAAAGAUCAAGGCAGAAGUUGCCCAUCCCUACAAAUGUGUAAAACCGGGUUAAUUCCAGUUAAUCACAAGCAGUCAUUCCAUUAUCCUUCUAAAAUUACUAACCUUGUCAUAUUACAGAGAAACCAGAAACUACAAAUCCCUCUGUCCUGAAGACUUUUAUAUGUUGGAAAACUAGCUCUACUUUUACCUAAAUGUCACAUAGUGCUACAGUAACACCAGAGACUCCUUCCAAAGAUGCUAAAUAAUUGUAAAUAAAUAAUUGCAGGAACAAAUGCGUUCAGGUAAACCUCUGUUUUGCCUUGCAGCAUGAGAGCAUCUCCACUCUCUAACCGAUUAGAACCGAUGACUUCAGCAGCAUUGUACUAUAAUGUUAAUGCUAAGACAUUAAAAAAAAAAGAUUACUUUAACCUGAAUUACACAACAUGUUUGGUAUCUGUCCAAUCAAGGUUGAGUCAUCCUCAUUGAUUAUUUUUACUCGACUGUCACUUACUCAAACAGACUCCUUAUACAGUAUAGACUCCAUGCAAACUUUAAAACAAACAUCUGCUCAUUGAUGUAUUUUCUUGUGCUUUUUUUAUUCCAGUUUGACAUUUUGUGUGUUCCAUCGUACUUUUCUGCCGGCACGGUUGUAAGGAAUCGUUACCAUAGUUACCAAUUACCAAGUUACCAUAGUUUUCCUGUCACUUGCUACCAUUCUUCUUUAACCUCUCACUAAGACAUUUCCACCCACAGAACUGCUGUUCACUCACUUCAGAAGAUCAGGAGUUUUUAUUUAUUUAUUUAUUUAUUUGUUUGUUUGUUUGUUUAUUUAUUUAUUUAUUUCUUCCCCAAAUUCUCAUGAUUUUGAACAAUAACUGAAGAUGUUAACCUGUACCUUCAUCUGCUAUAUGCUGCACUGCUGUCUGGAUAAUUGCAUGAAUAAGCAGUUGUGCAGGUGUUGUUGAUGGUCAAUGAUGUGAAAACCUAAAAAUAAUGUAAUGACAAAUCAAACAAACACAACAACUCAUUUUAUCCCUGAAACCAUUUUCCUCCUCUGAGGAUAUAUUUUGUGAGAUGUCACCUGAAAGCCCAGGAGACAUUACUUAUUGAUAAACCUUUAUAAACCAACAUUAAACAAAAUGUGAGAAGUGUUGAUUCAGCGUGGCUGAUGUUACUUACUAAGUAAGGCUCAUUUACAGUAUCCUCUUUUCUACUCUUUUUCUACACUGCACUUUAUUUUUAACAGCGCAAGCAUCAUGUAAGCCUAACGAGAUGGCCUAGGUUUUAUUUAAUUAUCUCAAACUCUCCUACUGUAGCAAGCUAUUUCUUGCCCCCAAAAAAACCAAAACCCUCGUUUCCUACAUGGAAGUGCAGCGAUCCAUGCAUGCUGAAGUCAGCAUGUAAUUAACGUUUAGCAGACAGGAGAGCAGGUCUGACACUCAUAACUCAAUACACCUUUGCUUGUUAAUGCUUGCCACUUUUCCCUUGGCGUUCUCGUCCAUCACAAUUCUAAGCCUUCGUUAUUCAAUACGUGUUGCACAUUCAUGUGUUUCCUUUGUACUCCAUUUCAUGCUUACCUAUUUAUAUAUAUAUAUACAUAUAAAUAUACAUUGUAUGGAAAAAGGUUAAGGCUAGGUUUAGGGGUG